UUUCCUAUUUUCAUCACUUGCACUGUAAGAAAUCAAACGUCGUCGUCUCCUUCAUCUACAUUCCUCCGCCGUAAUGUCCGACACUGUAGCAGACGAAAUCCCGGUCACCGGAGAAAUGCAUCAAACUCGUGACACCGAACAACAACCACCACAAUCGGCAGAGAAUAUUUCAGAUAAGAUGGAGAAGAUGAACAUUUCUGGUUCAUCCUUCAGCAUUUGGCCUCCAACUGAGCGAACCAGAGACGCCGUAAUCAACCGUCUCAUCGAAACACUUUCCACUCCGUUCGUCCUCUCCAAGCGCUACGGAUCGAUGCCUUCCGACGAAGCUUCUUCCACCGCUAGAGCUAUUGAAGAGGAGGCCUACAACGCCGCCGCCGAUUCUUCCAUCGCUGCAUCUUCUGGUCCAGGUUCCUCCAUUGAUGAAGGUAUCGAGAUUCUUCAGGUUUAUUCUAAAGAGAUUAGUAAGCGGAUGCUUGACGCUGUCAAAUCUAGGGCUGCAACUCUUCCAUAUGAGGACUCUGCUGCACCUGAAUCCAAUCGUGCCACCAUUGCAAGUGAGGAAGUUUCAUCUUCCGUUGAUAAUGAAUCUUCGUCUUAG
Messenger RNA from Spinacia oleracea (spinach), 598 nucleotides. Its product is annotated as MFP1 attachment factor 1-like. Lineage: Eukaryota; Viridiplantae; Streptophyta; Magnoliopsida; Caryophyllales; Amaranthaceae. The record is from RefSeq and is a predicted model, not a curated record. Bases 74 to 598 code for a protein of 174 amino acids. The transcript has a single exon. Gene Ontology annotation, biological process: mitotic cell cycle; lateral root development.